Messenger RNA from Pecten maximus, 1076 nucleotides. Its product is annotated as succinate dehydrogenase assembly factor 3, mitochondrial-like. Gene Ontology annotation, cellular component: mitochondrial intermembrane space; mitochondrion. Gene Ontology annotation, biological process: succinate metabolic process; mitochondrial respiratory chain complex II assembly. The record is from RefSeq and is a predicted model, not a curated record. Lineage: Eukaryota; Metazoa; Mollusca; Bivalvia; Pectinida; Pectinidae. The coding region runs from base 467 to 805 and encodes 112 amino acids. The transcript is spliced from 3 exons.
CCGGAUGCUAUCCCAGUUUUAAUCGAAAAUAUCUGAGGAUAUUCGAUUAGAAGCGAUUGCACCACAAGUGGCAAAAGAGUUGUGCAAUAAUUUCAGAGGGCGUAUAAAUAGGCCUACAGAACAGUACAGAGAGACAUUCCUUCCCAAUAUCUGGGGCGGACAACGCAUCGAAGCCAGGGGCUAACUCUAACUUGUUUUCUCGGGGUUCUCUGUGAAAUCUCCUUGGUGUUGAGACAUCCACAAGUGUCCAAAGUCCAUUUCACACCAACCAGGUCGACAGACGUACACGCAUAUCACAGACUAGUAACUUAUGCCAGCUAUAGGUGUACCAAGAGUCCUAUGAUACCCAUUGAAAUCUGAUCACCAAGGUUGUUAAUGAUAGUUACUGAUAAUUGGUCCUGGUUCAGAUUUCGGACUAUUAAUUGGACCUGGUUCAGACUUCGGACUAUUCAUUAGAUUUUAUAUAAUGACUACCACACAGGGAGUUCGGAUACGUGCCCUUUAUAAAGCCAUUUUGAAGCUUCACCGAGGCUUGCCCCAGAAUUUCAAGGCCAUUGGAGACCAAUAUGUGAAGGAUGAAUUCAAAAGACACAAAAACAUAACAACAGCAGAAGCAGAAGUGUUUGUAGCCGAAUGGACGAAGUAUUAUUUGAUGAUAGGAAAGCAACUCUCUCAGAGAAAACAGAAACAGACUAUAGGUGUGAACAUGUCUCCAGAACUGUUGGACUGCUUUAGUAAUGAACAAAUUGUCCAGUUAAUGGAGCUAAAGACAGAGACUGUUAAACCUGCACCAGAUGACAGCUAACAUCAUGUGUAUCAAAAGUCUAGAGUCAUCAUAUAGUCUUGUUGUCAAAAUACCUUCACUCCCAGAUAAUUGAGUGUUCGAGUGAUACGGGCAUACAAAGUGGACAUUUAGUUAACUUACUUGUAUCUGUAGACUGCACAUUGGGGCGACAUGGCUAUAAUCAGCUAUGCUGUUACUUGUCUUUAAAUAUGGUUAAUGUGACACAAAUAUUGGCUUAUGGAGGCUGGAAGGUUGUUUUAUGUAGUUUUGUAAUAAAGUAUUUUCCAAUUUC